CUAUCAAAGUCGAGAUCGAGGUCGAGAUCAAAGUCUGCUGUUUGAGCUGCAGUAGCUGUUAACAAGAAAGAAAGACAUCUAGAUCUAUUAAAUUCCUAUCCUCCUUGGAAAAAUACUAUCACAAUUCAUAAAAGACAGAGAGCGACUGAAUCAUGAAACUACUCUUUAUCUCCCUUCUCGUUAUUUUCUCAGUCGUUAAAGCAGAAUGGACACUAUCAGUACGUCUUAUUAGCUAUUCUAAGCAAUACAGUUUAGUAUUAGUCCAAGGAACUAGUCUGGAAUACUGCUGUUGCAAUUGCAAUGGACUGCCCAAUUGCUGUGAUCAAAUAGCUACCAUAAUAAAUCCCAGGUGUGGUAAUAAUUGUGGGAUUCGUCUCUCUGUGUGUGGAAGGCAAGGAAGUGGACCAUCAAUGUGUAGUAAUACCACAUCAUCCAUUUCACUUGGCCAUAAUGCUACCUUUGAGGAGAACAGAGCUUAUGGAGGUCUACAAAACCCAAUUCAAAUAAUGUUUGGAAACUUAAGCUCUGAAAAUAUUAUCCUUGAGAUGUCUGUCAUGAAUGAAGAUGAACGUAUUUCAAGUCUUGGAAGUUUCUCGGUAUCAAUUCCUCCACAGUUAACCACCUCAUACUCUAACAAAAUGACAUCCAAUACUCACAAUAAUGAAUUUCUGUCUGCAAGUAUCACCUAUGACUACAGAUUGACUUGCUCACCAGAAUCUGCUUGCCCUAACAGUAGUCCUAGUCCUAGUCCUAGCAACAGCCCUAAUGGUAUUGGCAGUAUCUUAGUGAAGAGUUCAGUCUGGCUACUGAUACUAAUCACACUGUUGAUAAGUGUUGCUGCAGUGCAUUGAUGAUUAACUAUUUUUUUGAUUUUGCUGAAAUAAUUAUGUUGCUACUUUUUUGAAAAAUGAUUCCUUUUUGCUUUUUAGA
Messenger RNA from Amphimedon queenslandica, 930 nucleotides. RefSeq lists its product as uncharacterized. The coding region runs from base 153 to 851 and encodes 232 amino acids. The transcript has 4 exons. The record is from RefSeq and is a predicted model, not a curated record. Lineage: Eukaryota; Metazoa; Porifera; Demospongiae; Haplosclerida; Niphatidae.